This is a messenger RNA of Silurus meridionalis, 2236 nucleotides long. RefSeq names its product short chain dehydrogenase/reductase family 42E, member 2 (gene sdr42e2). The transcript has 12 exons. Gene Ontology annotation, molecular function: 3-beta-hydroxy-Delta5-steroid dehydrogenase (NAD+) activity. Bases 226 to 1626 code for a protein of 466 amino acids. Gene Ontology annotation, biological process: steroid biosynthetic process. Lineage: Eukaryota; Metazoa; Chordata; Actinopteri; Siluriformes; Siluridae. The record is from RefSeq and is a predicted model, not a curated record.
CACAGUGAAACUGUUGGUUGAGUCUGUGUGCUCCUGUACUCAGAGGUUUAUGGGACAGGUCUUAGGUGAGGCAGCAUGUGAUUGACAGGUGAUUGUGGAUGUAAACCUGAGCCCGGGGUCCUGUGGAGCGAAGCGCAAUGUGGCUGAUGGAGAAACCGUGGUGCACAUGAGGAGCGAUAUGAAGGCUGGCUGUACAGAGGAGGCAUCUGAACCUGGCUGUGCAUUAUGAAGGAGAACGGGUCCUUGUGUCAAAUGGAGCAGCUGCCCCGUGGGUGCCUUCUAGAGCCAGGCCUUAACGGGGGCCACUCUCAGAGCUUUAAGCAUACGGGCCGGAUGUCGGGCAGCACAGGAGUCCGGAACAGAGCCAACGGGGCCGCAAAAGCUCUGUGCAGUAGCCCGGAAUGCAGUUCCUCCAUCAGGCUGGAGAGCCCGGAGCAGAUCCAGAGGGGUGGAGGAAGCGAGAAGGUGCUAGUGACCGGAGGUGCUGGGUUCUUUGGGUUCAGGCUUGGCAAGGCUCUGGCCAGGAAGGGCAUUAGUGUCAUCCUGCUGGAUCUGUACCAGCCACGGUGGGAGCUUCCUGACGGAGCGGUUUUCCUGCAGGGUGAUGUACGUGACUAUGAAACCCUGUAUAAGGCGUGUGCUGGAGUGGACUGCAUAUUUCACACCGCGUCCUACGGCAUGUCGGGACCAGAACAGCUCAGGAAAGAACAGGUGGAGUCGGUCAACGUUGGUGGCACCAACAACGUCAUAAAUGUGUGUUGCGAGCGUGGGGUUUCCAGACUGGUGUACACAAGCACCGUAAACGUGGUGUUUGCCGGAAAGCCUAUCGAGGACGGGGACGAGGACUCGGUACCCUGUGUGCCUCUGGAUAAACAUAUAGACCACUACUCCAGAACCAAAGCCAUGGCCGAGCGAUUGGUCCUUAAUGCUAACAGGAGAACGUUACAAGGUGGUGGCCUGCUGCAGACGUGUGUAAUACGUCCCUCGGGUAUCUACGGUCCAGAAGAGAGGAGACACCUACACCGCGUGAUGGUGAAUGUGGAGCGCAGGUUGUUCAGCUUUACGUUCGGGGACCCCAGGGCCCGGAUGAAUUGGGUGCACGUGGAUAAUCUGGUGUUGGCUCACGUGUUGGCGUCUGAAGGCCUGACACCUGAGAGAUGCUGCAUCGCAAGUGGACAGGCCUACUUCAUCAAUGACGGGGAAUCAGUUAACGUUUUUGACUGGAUGACGCCUCUGUUCGAGAGACUGGGCUACACUCGUCCGCUGAUCCGGCUCCCGGUUCUGCUCGUCUACUCGGCAGCGUUCCUGAUGGAGCAGUUACACGUGGCUCUGAGGCCGAUCGUGGAGAUUCCUCUGCUCCUGACCAGGAACGAGGUGAGAAACGUCGCUGUGAGCCACACCUUUAGGAUCGAGAAGGCACGUCGGGAGCUCGGCUUCUCCCCUAAGAAGUACACCCUGGCCGACUCGGUGGACCACUACCUCCGGAGCCGGCCCGUCCAACCUGCCUCCUCCACCUCCUCCUCCUUUCUCCAAGAGUCCUUCUGCUUCGUCCUGAUGAUGAUGAUGAUGUUUGCGAUGGUUGGACUGGUGGUGCUCAUGUUCCUUCCACGCUGGCAUCAGCAUUAGCGUUGGCCUUCUGCAACUUAAACACUGUGUCCUAACUGGUCCAUCUCAGCUUCUUGAGAAGCAGGAAUGCUCUGAGCGUCUGUAAAUAUUUAUACUCUCGAGUGGUUUUGUGGUUGAAGUGGGUUUGGAGUAUGAUUUGUUUAGGUGCUGUGUCUGUCCAAACAUCUCCGAGUGACAGAUUAUGGUUCUUCCUGUGGUUGUUUUUUCUGAGUUUUUAUUUAGUGCAUGCUUUGAGGGAACAAACUGAAUCAGUAAGCGGAUGUUGGGAUAAAUGUCCCGAUAAAAGCGUUUCAUUGCUCUCGUCCUUUAACAACAAUGACGUUAUAGCAGCUAUAAACACCCAUUCUUAUUUCUGGUUGCUAUAGCAACUUUUACAGGUGGGUGGAGUAACAUUUCACUUUCGGCUACAAUCCGUAUUUACGUAAAAGUUACGAAUAGUUUUAGAGCGUUUUUCCGAUCAAAAAUGAAAUUUUCUAAACGACUUUUGCGGCAGCUAAUGAUAUGAUGUUGCACAAGUGACUACAUGAUGUGAAGGUUAAACUUGUGCACAUCUUAAAAGCAAUAUUUUUUGUUUUUUUCUACAAAUCGCGAAUGCGGUACUUUUAUUUAA